CGACUUCUCCCUUCCCUCUUACGAUCCACGACUGUCACACCCCUCCGACACCCUCUCCUCUAGCCGCCAUGAGCUCAACCGACCCCUCCAUCCACCCGCCUCUCGGGCAAGGUGUAGGCUACGGUGUCACCUUGGGUGCCGGCUUGGCCUUUGCCAUCGGUAUGUUCUUCAUCACGCAGCUACUUCGUCGAUUCACUGGCGAAGACAAUAGCCACUUCGAAACGUACUCUACGGCUGGAAGGUCAGUCGGUAUCGGUCUCACUGCCACAGCUGUCAUCUCUUCGUGGGCGUGGAGUACAGCUCUUCUUUCUUCGUCUGUCGUUACCUACACGUAUGGCGUGGCUGGAGCGUACUGGUUUGCGGCGGGCUGCCUCGUCCAGAUUGCCGGCUUCGCGACGCUCGCCAUCCGCUCUAAACUCAUCGUUCCACACGCACAUACCUCCCUCGAGAUGGUCAAAGUCCGAUACGGCACAAUUGCUCACUCGGUUUUCAUCUUCCUAUGCCUGCUCAACAACCUCAUCGCCGUAGUCAACAUGUUCCUCGGCUCUUCGGCAACCCUCUCCGCCCUCACUGGCAUGCACACUGUUGCUGCAAUCUUUCUGCUGCCCGUCGGUGUGUGCCUCUACACUAUCACUGGUGGACUGAGGGCGACGUUCAUCACCGAUUACCUGCACACCGUUGCUUUGCUCAUCAUUGCGACGUACUUGGUCAUCAAGACGAUUACCAACCCCGCUAUUGGGUCGCCAGCUGAGCUGCUCACCUUGGUCAACCAGGUGGCAAGCAAGUCGCCUGUCUCCGGUAAUGAGCAGGGAAGCUACUUCACCAUGGCAUCCAAGAGCGCCAUCGAGUUCGGUAUCUUGCACACGCUCGGCAACUUUGCUCUCGUUAUCAUGGACAGCAGCUAUUGGCAAAAAGCCUUCAGCGCAGACGUCUCAGCAGCAGUGCCGGGCUACAUCUUGGGCGGGGUCCUCUACUUUGGCAUUCCUUGGGCCCUGGGCACCACCAUGGGUCUCGCGGCUGUCGGACUGCAAAACAACCCUAUCUGGCCCGCCUUCGGUCGUUCUCUCACAAUGACGGAGACGGCAGACGGCCUGCCCCUAGGCUACGCCGCUUUGGCCGUAGCAGGCAAGGGAGGAGCAGUCGCCGUUGUCGUGCUCAUCUUCAUGGCUGUCACCUCCACUUGCUCGGCGCAGAUCAUUGCUGUCUCCUCCAUCGUUUCGUCGGACAUCUAUCACACCUACAUCAACCCCGCCGCACGCGACCGCAGCGUGAUCACUGUCAGUCGUUAUGCAUGCGUGGGCUUCGCCAUCGUAGGUUGCGGCGUCUCGACUGGAUUCUACUACGCUGGCCUCUCCUUGACGUGGACUCUCUAUUGGCUAGGCAUCAUCGUCUGCCCAGGAAUGGUUGUAUUGCCCCUCACCAUCUUCUGGAAGAGGCAGACUCGCCUCGCCGCCAUCAUUAGUCCGCUGGUUGGAAUGGCCUGCGGUCUCAUCGUCUGGCUUACCACGGCUUGGUACUACGCCCCAGGCGGGGUGCUCAAUGUCACCACGACUGGCGAGCUCCUACCCUGCCUGUGGGGCACCAUCGCCUCGGCUGGUGUACCGCCGAUUCUCACCGUCCUCAUCAGCUUGGCUCGCCCCGAGCCCGACUGGAACUGGAACGAGUUCAGCAAGAUCAAGCUUGUCCACCACGACGAUGACUCGGCUUCGACACUGGUCGCAGACCACAAGGGCAAAGACAACAGUGGAAACGAGCAAAAGGUAACAGUCACUGCACUUGAAGAGCAGGACGGCGCUCCAUCCCACUUCACGGACGCUGAGAUUCGCUACAUGAAGAAGGCAAGCUGGUGGGCUGGCGGACUGGGGAUCUUCCUCUUCCUCGCCGUGUGGGUACUGUGGCCGUUGAUCAUGUACGGGCAGAAGUACGUCUUCUCAGCUUCCUUCUUCACCGGUUGGAUCACUGUAGCGUUCAUCUGGCUAUGGGCCGCUCUCCUCAUCGUGACCUUCCUCCCACCCAUCGAGGGUCGACGCACCUGGAAGCUCAUCAUCACGGGUCUCGUGCGUGGCAAGGCGCAGGCGCAGCGCGGCUUGUCAGCAAACGGCGGCGAUGUUGCCACAGCUUCAUCGCCUUCAUCGACAUCCUCGCCCUCCUCGCCUUCGGAGCAGCCUCAGCUUCGUCGCGAGUCGGAUGGGACCGCAAUUACGGCUGGGGGUGGUGGAGAGGGAGAAAAGAAGGGUGCAUCUUGAGCGCGAGUGAGACAUGGCCUCUUUCUCAAUGUAGCUGCGAAUAUCGGUUUGGAUCUAUAUCAUUAGACGAGUAUCUUGAAGGAUAUCAGUAGAGCGAGCAAGCAUUGAGUCGGCUGCGUCCGUCACGACCAUCUAUUUCGACACCACCUUGUCCGCCCUCCCAUCCAGAAUCUUUCCCAGCAGACGAUUAGUCGAAAGCG
This is a messenger RNA of Jaminaea rosea, 2446 nucleotides long. RefSeq lists its product as hypothetical. Gene Ontology annotation, biological process: urea transmembrane transport. The record is from RefSeq and is a predicted model, not a curated record. Gene Ontology annotation, cellular component: plasma membrane. The transcript has 3 exons. NCBI's taxonomy places the organism in Eukaryota, Fungi, Basidiomycota, Exobasidiomycetes, Microstromatales. Bases 69 to 2246 code for a protein of 725 amino acids. Gene Ontology annotation, molecular function: urea transmembrane transporter activity.